UUUUAAAAUAGAAGUCGCUCUGAUAACUGAGCUCUUGUGUGUUAAUAUUUAUAAAUCUCACAUUAUGCAAUAGGAAACAUAAUCUAACAGCAUUAGUUGGUAGAUGUUUACUUGGAGUACCAAGAGGUGGCGCUUAUUUGUUUCAGUUUACCGGAACCAGAACUAUUUGCAGUGGGUGUAUCUUUCUAAUAGGUUGGGAUAUUUUUUAGAACUUCAUUUAGCAGGUUUAAACAAUUAAGUAAAAUUUAAAUUUAUGUUCUUAUUCAUCGAAACGCAUUUCAUUACUGCAGUGUUUACCAUUAUUUUUACUUUGUGACUUCGUAAGUUUAUCGAAAUAUCUGUUCAUCUUUGUAAUUGUGUAUACUGCACACCUAUAAAAAAUGCCUGCAGUUCGAGGAGAAGGCAUGCGCGGCCUAGCUGUUUUUAUUUCUGAUAUAAGAAAUUGUAAAAGUAAGGAAGCUGAGAUAAAAAGAAUCAAUAAGGAAUUGGCUAAUAUAAGAUCAAAAUUUAAAGGUGAUAGAGCUCUUGAUGGUUAUCAAAAGAAAAAAUAUGUUUGCAAGCUAUUAUUUAUAUUUCUUUUGGGCCAUGACAUUGACUUUGGUCAUAUGGAAGCUGUUAAUCUUUUAAGCUCUAAUAAAUAUUCAGAAAAACAAAUUGGAUACCUCUUUAUCUCUGUGUUGAUGAAUGCCAAUAAUGAGCUGAUGCGCCUUAUCAUUCAGUCAAUAAAAAAUGAUCUUUCUUCUCGCAACCCAAUUCAUGUUAAUUUGUCCUUGCAGUGCAUUGCAAAUAUUGGUAGUCGGGAGAUGGCUGAAACAUUUGGGUCUGAGAUUCCUAAACUUCUAGUGUCUGGUGAAACUAUUGAUUUAGUGAAACAAAGUGCUGCCCUCUGCUUACUAAGACUUUUACGUACUAUGCCGGAAAUAAUUCCUAGUGGUGAAUGGACUACUCGUAUUAUACACCUUCUAAAUGACCAGCAUAUGGGUGUGGUAACUUCUGCAGUAAGCUUAAUUGAUGCAUUCGUGAAGAAAAAUCCUGAUGAAUAUAAAGGCUGUGUGUCACUUGCUGUUUCCAGACUGAGCAGAAUUGUGACUGCCUCUUAUACAGAUUUACAAGAUUAUACAUAUUAUUUUGUUCCUGCUCCAUGGUUGUCUGUAAAAUUAUUACGCCUACUGCAGAAUUAUCCUCCACCAGAAGAUGCUGGUGUAAGAGGACGUUUAACUGAGUGCCUUGAAACUAUUUUAAAUAAAGCUCAAGAGCCACCCAAAUCCAAAAAAGUGCAGCAUUCCAAUGCAAAAAAUGCAGUUUUAUUUGAAGCCAUUAGUUUAAUAAUUCAUAUGGAUAGUGAGCCAAACCUUCUUGUAAGAGCAUGUAACCAGCUCGGUCAAUUUCUUCAACACAGAGAAACAAAUUUAAGAUACUUAGCUUUGGAAAGCAUGUGCUUGCUUGCUACAUCUGAGUUUUCUCAUGAAGCUGUCAAGAAACAUCAAGAAACUAUUAUUAAUGCACUGAAAACGGAAAAAGAUGUUAGUGUUCGUCAACGUGCUGUUGAUCUUCUCUAUGCCAUGUGUGAUAAAAGUAAUGCUGAAGAAAUUGUAGGAGAAAUGUUGUCUUACUUGGAAACUGCAGAUUAUUCAAUCCGUGAGGAAAUGGUGUUAAAAGUUGCUAUUUUAGCUGAAAAAUAUGCUUCAGACUACACGUGGUAUGUUGAUGUGAUACUGAAUUUAAUAAGAAUAGCAGGGGAUUAUGUUAGUGAAGAGGUGUGGUACAGAGUUAUUCAGAUUGUUAUAAAUAGAGAUGAUGUCCAAGGCUAUGCUGCCAAAACAGUUUUUGAAGCACUUCAAGCACCUGCUUGCCAUGAAAAUAUGGUGAAAGUAGCUGGCUAUAUUUUAGGUGAAUUUGGAAAUCUUAUUGCUGGUGAUCAAAGGUCUAGUCCUCUUAUCCAGUUUAAAUUGCUUCAUUCCAAAUAUCAUCUUUGCCCUGCUGCUACUAGAGCUCUUCUGCUAACAACUUAUAUAAAAUUUAUAAAUCUAUUUCCUGAAAUAAAGCAUGAAAUACAGUCUAUUCUUAAAAGUGAUAACAAUAUUAGAAGUGCAGAUGCAGAACUUCAGCAACGUACUGUUGAAUAUUUACAACUGAGUAGUAUAGCUACAUCUGAUGUAUUGGCCACCGUCCUAGAAGAGAUGCCUCCAUUUCCAGAAAGAGAAUCUUCUAUUUUAGCAAUCUUAAAGAAAAAGAAGCCAGGUGUGGCAGAAGGCUUGCCUCCAAAUGCUGUAACCAAAGAUCAUCCGGCUUUAUUUAAUCACAGCGUUGCAAAUAAUGGAGAAGUCAAUAAUAUGCCAGCUUCAACAACUAUUGAUCUCUUGGGCAUUGCUAGCUCACCUCCAAAUCCUCAAGCCCCAUCUGCACCAACGACAAAUGAUUUAUUAGUUGAUGUUUUUGGAGAUUUAGCAACUGCAUCUGUUCCAAAUUCUUCUUCAAAUAAUUUAGCGCCAGGAGCUAUUGUCAUAUCUAAUGAAGAAGGAUUAUAUAAGCUUAUAUGUAAAAACAAUGGAAUUUUGUUUGAAAAUGAUCUGCUACAAAUUGGAGUAAAGAGUGAAUUCAGGCAAAAUUUAGGACGUAUCAGUCUCUUCUAUGGAAACAAGACUCCUCUUCAAUUCAAUAAUUUUACCCCAACUGUAUCUUGUUCAGACAGCCUAAGUCAUAAAAUCAAUAUCCAAUGUAAACCUGUUGAACCUACAAUAGAUGCUGGUGCGCAAGUUCAGCAACAACUGAACGUAGAAUGUAUCGAUGAUUUUAAUGAAAAACCAGUUUUGACUAUCCAGUUCAUGUAUUCAAAUGUGCUACAAAAGCUGUCAAUGAAACUUCCUGUUACAAUAAACAAAUUUUUUGAGCCAACAGUGAUGAACUCUGAAGCAUUUUUCACAAGAUGGAAAAAUCUGAAUAAUCCUUCUCAAGAAGCACAAAGAAUAUUUAAAGCCAAGCAUCCCAUGGACAUAGAAACAACAAAAACAAAGUUGAAUGGAUUUGGAAUUAUGCUGUUAGAGGGUAUAGAUCCAAACAUAGAAAAUUUUGUGUGUGCUGGUAUCAUACAUACAAGUAAUGUUCAAGUCGGAUGCCUGUUACGUUUAGAGCCAAAUAAGCAGGCUCAGAUGUAUCGCCUGACUGUAAGAACUAGUAAAGAUUCAGUUUCAAAAGAACUAUGCGAGUUACUGCAGGACCAGUUUUGACCUUGUUUUUGAAAUGUCUCAUUAUAUAUAAAUACAUAUUAUAAAUCGGUGCAUUGGACUGUUGCACUUUUGUCAAUUAAAAUUGUGCUGUCUGGACUUGAAAAUCCGUAGAAUUAUUUAUAAUACCAGAUGUGAAAAUACUUUAAGCUGAAUGUUUCUGAUCAGGUUUUCAACUUACAGUAUUUUGUUCCUGACCUGGAGUGUAACUUUAAUGUAGGUCACAGUUCAUUUUGAUGGAAAAUGAAUAAAAUUUGUAUUGACAGAGAUGCCAAAGUUUACUAUUUCUAUGUACAUGCCUUGAAGGACUUGUUUUGAAUUAUGUUUUUAAUUGAUCAUCAGUGUUACUAUUUUUCCCCAUGAUCAUUCCAAAUUCCAAUCGUUAAAUAUUUUGUGGUUAAUCAUGAAUCAAGGAGAACUUAUUCUUCUGUUUUUAAAAUUCAUGUGUGUUUUGUAACAUUCCGUGCAUUCUUUAAUUUAAAAACUACUCAUUCCAUUUGUUAUUUUUCUUGUUAUGUAAAGAAAGAAAAAUUUACUGCAAAUAAAUUACACUGAAAUAGUAUUGAAUUUAUCAUUAAAUGUUUAUUGUACAUUUUUAUUUAUUGAAAUAAAAUUAAAUGCAAAUGCUGUAUACUUUAUUGAAAGAAAAAUGUGAAUUAAGAUAAGAAAUUGCAUUCAAAUCGUCAUAUCAUUGGGUGUUUGCUGUAUAUUUUAUGUAUUGAACCCUUAGAAGUUUUUCUUAUUUUUUUCUUUAAAAUUUUGAUUUCCUCAAUUUUAACAUCUAAAAUUCACGAGAGAUUAUGCUUCUUAUUUCUUUCAAAGCUGUGUGAUAUUUAUAAAUGUUUGUAUAGCUGAUACAUAAAGUUUUUGGCAUCUCUGUUCUUUAGAUUUAUAGUUAGCUUGUAGUAUACUUCUAUGUGAAAGAUGUCAUUGAGAAAUUAUUUGUAGCUGUUAUAUCCAUUUGGGUGUUAUGAGCUAUGAAGCAGUAGUGGUGCACAACCCGAACUCUGCCGUUUUUCUUACUAGCGGCAGUUAAAGUAUACCAAGUGUUUCCCCAGCAAAAUGUUUGUCAAAAUAACUUAAUUUUGAAUAUCAUGUAUGGUUUUAUUUAGAAACCUUAAUUCAAAUUUUAAUGCAAUACUUAUUGUAUGUAUUUUGUAUGUUAUUUGAAAAAGAUUUUAAAAUCUAUGAACUAACUAUGAGUAUUUUAUUAUUUGAAAGUUUGUUGAUUAUUUGUAUAUUGAGGUUAUGUUAUUUGUUUAAUUCCCAGUUCUUCAAAACAUUUUUGCAUUUGUUACGUUCUACUUUUCAAGUACAAUUUGGCUUCAUAUCAUUUUCUUUUUAGCAUAUAGCCUAUAUUAAUUUUUUACUGAAGAACUCACCACUGGAACUUUUAUAUAUCUGACUUUUAGUUCAUUACUGUUUUUUUCUUUUCUGCUGCCAUGAAAGAGAAUGUAAAAUUAAGGGGGAAACUUGCAAGAUACGCCUGAUUUUACACUAUCAUCUUUAUAUUAGCAUUUCAACUUUCUUCCAAACACUAACUUUCUUUUACUGAGCAUGGUGUUAAUUUUUUUUUACCAGAUGAGUUAAAUGUAGUUUUAUUAUAUUUACGAACCCAUUUUCAUAAAUGUUGGAUUGUUUCCAAGUAAUAUGGUACAGUUUCAUCUUGUGACAAGGAAAACUAUAUUCUUUUAUAUUUAACUUGUGCCAAGUAUUUAAAAGUGUUGCUGAAAGCUAAAAUUGCGAUCAUUUGUUUGAUCUCUAAGUCAUUGUUUUCCUAUUUCACAUAGUCUAAGAGUAAAACUAAUCUUCUGUAUUAAUGUAUUACUGUGCAAAUUUUAAGACUGCUGUCAUGUUUUCUGUGUUAUAUCUGUUUUGUGUCUAUUCAUCAGUAUAUCAUCUUAUUGUACCAUACAGUGGUGAGCUAUUAAAAGAAAAAAAAAAGGCUAAAGAGCUUCACAAUAAUACAUGUUGCUUAAUAUGUUUCAAUAUUAUAAAGUUUAGAGUUCUAAAGAGUUAAAAAUUAAAAUCAUAAAUCCAGAGUGUGAAUUUUCUCUGAAAAGUUUUACUUUUCUAAUAUAGAAGUUUUAUACAGAUUUAAAAUUAAAUUUAGUAGUUUGCUGAAGAAUUGCUCAGUUCUUUUUGUUAUCUGUCUUUCAAUGAAGUAAUUUUAUAAUGAAUUGAAUUUUAGUAUUUUCUGUUUAUGUACUGUAAUCUGUUUCUAUGUCCAAGAUUUUAUUUAUUAUAUUUGAACUGUAAUUCUGGUGAUUAAAGUAUGUGCCUCCAAAUUGCAAAUCACACAAUUUAUAAUUGUCUACCUUUUUUAGUAGAAAUAUGCUGUAAUUUAUCAUUUUUGAUUAUUUUUCAUUAAAUAUAAGAUCUGGAAUCUUUGCAGUAGUUUGUCAAUAAAAUGCCGAUUUUGUUUUAAA
Messenger RNA from Parasteatoda tepidariorum (common house spider), 5653 nucleotides. RefSeq names its product adaptor protein complex 2, subunit alpha (gene AP-2alpha). The record is from RefSeq and is a predicted model, not a curated record. Gene Ontology annotation, molecular function: clathrin-cargo adaptor activity. Gene Ontology annotation, biological process: intracellular protein transport; clathrin-dependent endocytosis. Lineage: Eukaryota; Metazoa; Arthropoda; Arachnida; Araneae; Theridiidae. Gene Ontology annotation, cellular component: membrane coat; AP-2 adaptor complex.